Messenger RNA from Vitrella brassicaformis, 2278 nucleotides. Lineage: Eukaryota; Vitrellaceae. The record is from the annotation of a GenBank genome assembly.
AUGGCACUCGUUUGUCUGCCGUGGUCGCAUUCGAGCCGCAGUUGGCUGCCAACUACCUGCUGCAGGUAUGCUAAGGGCCAAACACAUCCAUCCAUCCAUCCAUCCAUCCAUUCGGUCAUCCAUUGCUGUGUUGGCUCAUUCCUUGACGCAGGCCUUGUGGCUGGUGGACGGCCUUGUGUGGGACGAAGCGGCCGACGCACUGCGGCUGGCCGGCCAGUGUGGAUUGUGUCAGCUGCCUGUGACCGUGGGUGAGCAGGAUCUGAGAAGACACCGCACCAAACAGGUAUGGAAGGAUCCACAGUGCACUGCGAUGCAUUAAUGUCGGUCACUUGCUGUCUGUCUGCGUGUGUGUGUCGUUUCAGGCGUUUCUGGCUAAGCCGCGUGUGGUGGCGCUGUGGAAGAUGGUCGGGCGGCAAGUAGACUUCGGUGGCAAUCUGGGUAGUUUCGAGCUGUUCACCCACAGCGAUGGCAGGCUGCGGGCCAUCAAGGACAGGCCAGCGUACGGUCUCGACCUGACCCCCCUCCCGCACACCCACAACCCGCCUGUCCGCUAGCGUGUCAGCGGCUACAAUAUGUCACAAGACAGCUGGGCGAUCGCUGCACAUGGUUUUGGUCACACCAUGGCCGAGGAUUUAAAUACGACAUCAUAGCCAAACACCAGAAACACCUGUAUAGCUGCUUCGGCGAGUACUUUGUGUCACUAUUCGACACGACACUCAACAAGCCGGGCACACUCGUGGUGGGUCCCACACAGCACAUUGCCACUCAUGUGUGACGUCGCAUGCAUUCUCAUAUGUGUGUGUGUGUCGUGUGUGUGUGUGUGUCAAUGUGUGUGUCAGGAAGUAUGGGGGGACAAGACAGCAGCACCCGACAGACACAAGCUGCUCAGCGAGGGCAUCUACGAGUACAUCACCAACCGCCGCCCCAACAAGUGGCGCCACCUCUGUACCGCCAAAGACGUACAACACGACACAACACAACACAACACGGCACACUGUCGACUGUCACUCACUGCUUGUUUCACUUCAUGUGUCGUAUCGGUGUGUGUGGUUCUUUCAUUAUCAAUGCAGUACCUCAAGGCCACCAACAAGGACGAGAAGAUGACCAUCCGUUUCGCAGCGGGUGACAGCUGCCUCCAGGCGGGCUCGACGGCUCUCCUCCGCUACCAGGAGGCUGAGCCGCGAGCCGUCCGGGGCGCUGUCAAACCCAUCAUCAUCAUCGAGACCUGCGACGGAUGGAUGUGAGCUCAAUCUUCACAUGCAUCAGUGCGUGUCGCCCACGUGUGCCAUCACUUCUCUCUCUCUGUGUGUGUGUGUGUGUGUGUGUGCAGCAUUAUUACUAUCAUAAUCAUAUGGUGGAUAAGGUGGAUCAAGAAGAGAAAAUGCAUAGCCUGCCCAGAACUCGACGGCAUCGAAAACAUACAGGUGCAAACAAAGUGGCCGACUCGCAGUCUGGUUGAUCACAUUGCCCACCUCUCUGUUUGUCUGGCUGUCUUUGUUGGUGCAGGUGGCGACACAGCCCGUGAGUAGCGGUAAGCGAGACAUCACGGACCCCACCAAGGUACAACCAUGUCCACACACAACACACACCCUCCUCCAUCACACACAACACACGUCCCUCUCCCUCUCUGUGUCUGUGUGUGACACCUUUUCUGUCAGUUGGUGAAGUUAAUCCAGCAGCAGCACCCCAACCUGACUCUCCGUAAGCACGCCCGCCACGAGUCGGUGUUCGCAUCUCGAUGUUCUGUUGCUUUGCAGGCGGGAUGGUGGCUGGCUUCCUACUCAACGGAGGCAGCCACUUCCCGCGGGUGGUCAAUAGCCUCCCCGAGGCCUUCACGCUGCUCGAAACGCACAAUAACAUACAGGAGGUGAACAUCACUCACACAACAUGCCACUCACCCUGCACACGACAUUUGUCCAUCUCGUCUGUGUCUCUCCGUUUGUCUGUCAGGUGGUUGAGGUGGUGAGUAGUAAGCGGCUGGCCGAGGGCAAGCCCAUGCCCACCAACGCCGCCCAGCUGAUCUAUGAUAUCACGCUGGCCGCCAUCCACGGCCCGGUGCUGGCCGACAUAUCCGACCGUAAUGACGAGGUACGUGAGCGAUCACUGCACACACCACACACACAAGUGGCAAUCAUCACUCGUGUGUGGUGUAUUGACUGUCUGUGUGUCUGCAUGUGUGUGUGUGUGUGUGUGUGUAUUGCUGCAGCACAUCCGCCCGCUGGUCUCGGUGGACGAGUCGUUUGUUGAGGAGGAGCUGGGGGAGGCCUGCUGGGACUGA